AUGGCGCCGGUGAGACGCACGUCGAGGAAGAACGGAAUAAGGCUCGUCUCCUCGGAGGCGCUGACCGGGCUGCGGGAGAUGAAGCGGGAGAAGGAGAGGCGGGCGCCGUUGGCCCGGGACGUGAGGCUCCUGCUGCUGCACCUGGAGGCCGUCCAGCGGCAGGCGGAGCAGCAGCUCCGGGAGAGCCUCAGCGCCCAGAGCCAGAGCCAGAGCCAGAGCCUCAGCGCCCAGAGCCUCAGCGCCCAGAGCCAGAGCCUCAGCGCCCAGAGCCUCAGCGCCCAGAGAUACGCCGCGCUGGCCCGGGUGGCUCUGGCCCGGGUCAUCCUCUUCAACCGGAGGAGGAGCAAAGAGGUGGCCUCCAUCCCCGUGGAGGCCUUCGCCUCAAGGAAGCAGCCGCAGGCGGACGCGCUGGAGGACCUGGACCCCAGCGUCUCGGGUCUGGAGAGGACUCUGUGCGGGUUCUUCCCCCGGGUGGAGGUCCGGGGCAGCUCGGGGAGGAUGCUGCCCGUUCUGCUCAGGCCCUGUCUAGAGUCGUCCCUGGAGCUGCUGGUGGGGUCGCGCGCGGCGUGCGGCGUCUCCCGCGGCAACCCCUUCGUCUUCGGCCGGCCCGGCGCGCCCAGCGCCUACAGCGGCUCCGCCUGCGUCCAGAUGUUCGUCAGCCAAUGCGGCGCCGAGCGCCCCGCCGGCCUCACGGCCGUCAGCAUCCGCCGGCACUACGCCGCCGCGGCGCAGCUCCUGCAGCUGGACGAGGGCGAGGCCGCGCGGAUAUUCGGCCCCGACCACCAGAUCCACGUCCUGAGACAGGACGCCAUGUGUGACGACGCCCACGCCCAGUCCCUAGUGAGAUUGAAGCUUGGGGAAGGACAGCAUGGCUCAUAUGGCGAAGAGGCUCAAACGUCCGACUCAUUAAGGAAACGAGACUCCCACCACAGGGCCAAACUGAAGUGGGAGGAAGAGGAGGUGCGAGCCGUGGAGAGACACCUGAUGAGGCUGAUCCGGGAGGGCCGGGUGCCCCAGAAGAGCGACUGCGUUCGGUGCCUAGAGGCGGAGCCGCGGGCGCUGAGGACCCGCUCCUGGAGAGGAAUCAAGGACUACGUCAGGAACAGGAUCACCACCCUGCAGAGGCAAGAGGGCUCCCUCAGGAAACCCUCCAACGGCAGUAAGAGGCAGGAGGAGCCCCGGCAGAGGACAGGUGACCUACAGCUAGGCGCCCAGAGCCAGAGCCUCAGCGCCCAGAGAUACGCCGCGCUGGCCCGGGUGGCUCUGGCCCGGGUCAUCCUCUUCAACCGGAGGAGGAGCAAAGAGGUGGCCUCCAUCCCCGUGGAGGCCUUCGCCUCAAGGAAGCGGCCGCAGGCGGACGCGCUGGAGGACCUGGACCCCAGCGUCUCGGGUCUGGAGAGGACCCUGUGCGGGUUCUUCCCCCGGGUGGAGGUCCGGGGCAGCUCGGGGAGGAUGCUGCCCGUUCUGCUCAGGCCCUGUCUGGAGUCGUCCCUGGAGCUGCUGGUGGGGUCGCGCGCGGCGUGCGGCGUCUCCCGCGGCAACCCCUUCGUCUUCGGCCGGCCCGGCGCGCCCACCGCCUACAGCGGCUCCGCCUGCGUCCAGAUGUUCGUCAGCCAAUGCGGCGCCGAGCGCCCCGCCGGCCUCACGGCCGUCAGCAUCCGCCGGCACUACGCCGCCGCGGCGCAGCUCCUGCAGCUGGACGAGGGCGAGGCCGCGCGGAUAUUCGGCCCCGACCACCAGAUCCACGUCCUGAGACAGGACGCCAUGUGUGACGACGCGCACGCCCAGUCCCUAGUGAGAUUGAAGCUUGGGGAAGGACAGCAUGGCUCAUAUGGCGAAACGGCUCAAACGUCUGACUCAUUAAGGAAACGAGACUCCCACCACAGGGCCAAACUGAAGUGGGAGGAAGAGGAGGUGCGAGCCGUGGAGAGCCACCUGAUGAGGCUGAUUCGGGAGGGCCGGGUGCCCCAGAAGAGCGACUGCGUUCGGUGCCUGGAGGCUGAACCGCGGGCGCUGAGGGCGCGCUCCUGGAGAGGAAUCAAGGACUACGUCAGGAACAGGAUCACCACCCUGCAGAGGCAAGAGGGCUCCCUCAGGAAACCCUCCAACGGCAGUAAGAGGCAGGAGGAGCCCCAGCAGAGGACAGAGUCUUCCAAAGUGAAGCUAAAGUGGGAGGAAGAAGAGGUGCGUGCGGUGGAAAGACACCUGAUGAGCUACAUCGAGGAGCAGGAGGUGCCCCCGAAAAGCGACUGCGUUCGGUGCCUGGAGGCGGAGCCGCGGGCGCUCAGGACCCGCUCCUGGAGAGGAAUCAAAGACUACGUCAGGAACAGGAUCACCACCCUGCAGAGAUGUAAAUCUUAUUUCUCUGGAUUCCUCACAGAUUCGACCAAAGCCAAACUGAAAUGGGACCCGGAGGAGGUGCGUGCGGUGGAGGGACACCUGGCGGGCUUCAUCCAGGAGGGCCGGGUGCCCCAGAAGAGCGACUGCGUUCGGUGCCUGGAGGCCGAGCCGCGGGCGCUCAGGACCCGCUCCUGGAGAGGAAUUAAGGACUACGUCAGGAACAGGAUCACCACCCUGCAGAGGCAAAGGGGCUCUGCCUCUAAAAGCCUUUCCUCACCAGAGGAACCGCCACAGAGUGCCAGGACUUACCAGCAGCUGUAG
Molecule: messenger RNA, 2661 nt
Organism: Menidia menidia (Atlantic silverside)
Lineage: Eukaryota; Metazoa; Chordata; Actinopteri; Atheriniformes; Atherinopsidae
Source: the annotation of a GenBank genome assembly